This is a messenger RNA of Gallus gallus (chicken), 4959 nucleotides long. It is a transcript of the gene TRNAU1AP, whose product is annotated as tRNA selenocysteine 1 associated protein 1. The record is from RefSeq and is a predicted model, not a curated record. Gene Ontology annotation, cellular component: nucleus. Gene Ontology annotation, molecular function: tRNA binding. Lineage: Eukaryota; Metazoa; Chordata; Aves; Galliformes; Phasianidae. The coding region runs from base 147 to 1010 and encodes 287 amino acids. The transcript is spliced from 14 exons. Gene Ontology annotation, biological process: selenocysteine incorporation.
CUCUCCGCCCGACGGGCGCCGCGGAGGAGGCGGCGGGGCAGCGGGGCGGCGGAGCGGGCCGCGCGCCCGGCGUCAGGCGGCGCCGAGCCGAGCCGGGAGGCGAAGCCGCGGCCCCGCUGAGUCCGCCCCGGGCCUGGGAGAGCAGUAUGGCCGCCAGCCUAUGGAUGGGGGACCUGGAGCCAUACAUGGACGAAAACUUUGUUUCAAGAGCCUUUGCCACCAUGGGAGAGCUUGUACUGAGUGUAAAAAUCAUUCGAAACAGGUUGACAGGAAUUCCUGCAGGCUAUUGCUUUGUAGAAUUUGCAGAUCUGGCUACUGCAGAGAAGUGUUUACACAAAAUCAACGGAAAACCUCUUCCUGGUGCUACACCGGCAAAGCGAUUUAAAUUGAAUUAUGCAACGUAUGGAAAACAGCCCGAUAACAGUCCAGAAUAUUCACUUUUUGUGGGAGACCUGACUGCUGACGUGGAUGAUGGGAUGUUGUAUGAGUUUUUUGUUAAAGUUUAUCCAUCAUGUAGAGGUGGAAAAGUUGUUUUGGACCAGGCAGGAGUAUCCAAAGGUUACGGGUUCGUGAAGUUCACAGAUGAACUGGAGCAGAAGAGGGCUCUGACGGAGUGCCAGGGGGCCGUGGGGCUGGGCUCCAAACCGGUGCGCCUGAGUGUGGCUAUACCGAAAGCUAACCGCAUGAAACCAACGGAGUACAAUCAGAUGUACAACUAUAAUUAUAACCAAUAUUACCAACAGUACCACAGUUACUACGCACAGUGGGGAUACGACCAGAACACGGGCAGCUACAGCUACAGCUACCCCCAGUAUGGCUACACACAGAGCACAAUGCAGACAUAUGAAGAAGUUGGUGAGGAUGCACUGGAAGAUCCAGCACCUCAUUUGGACGUCCAUGAAGCAAAUAAACAGUUUAUGGAGCAGAGUGAAGAGCUCUAUGAUGCCUUGAUGGACUGUCACUGGCAGCCUUUGGACACUGUCUCGUCAGAGAUCCCAGCCAUGUUAUAGCCUCGUUGCUGAGGCACUGCCUGUGUGACGAAUCCUCCGGUGCGCUCUGUUACACUGCAACUGGAUCCUGCAGGAGUGAGGGGUGGCCCCUUUCCCACUCAGGUCUGUUACUGGAAGUACGGGAGGAGUGUGGUGUUCCCAGUACAACACGAGUACCGUGGGGGCAUCGUGAUAACUUCUACUCGUGGUGGAAGUUAGAACUGCAACGGUUUUAUUCCUUUUGUCUUGAAGUGAACUCUUAAUACUACUUGUAAUUUAUAAACUUGCAACAGGAUGGCACAGGGGAAGGACUACUCCAACGAACAAUAAAGAAGUUGGUCUUUUAAUUACCCACUGCUUUUUGGUUCGUGCCCCCCUUUCUGUUUUGCUGCCCAUUUAACUGUCUUUAGUCAUUCGAUGCGACUCUUGUCCAUGUGUUGGCUUGGUUUGGUUUUUAAGAGUCACUGUCAGAUAGCACUAAAACGUCUCAGAAGCUUCCUAGUGACUGGGUGAAGUUGCUGUAAGUUGAGUAUGGGAAGGAAUCAUGCGGAUGAAAGCUUUUGUUCUGCUUAAUCUAAGCCGUGAUCUUGAACUAGCAAGUUUAUAGCUUGGUGUUCCUAAGCAUUUUGGAGAGCAAAGGCAGGAAAGAGUGUUAGAAAACUACUACAGACUGAUGCCUUCUGCUUGAUGCUCUCCAGCAUGUUUGGCUCGGCUCUCCAUCUGUGUGUGAGGAAAGAACUCCCCUCCAGCCAUGCAGUUUAAAACACUCCUACCAGCAACCUUGUUUAAAUGUUACUGUAUGUACGAUGCCUUUUUCAUUGUAGACAGGCCUCGAUGGGCCCUUUAUCAUGUUAAGGUUUCACAGCGUCUUCCACUGUCAGAGUAAAUGUGGUGAAACUGAAGAUCUUGCAGCAAAAACGGGUCAGAGCAAUCCAAUCAAUACAAUGUGCAACAAAUUGUUGCUGACUUGGAAAGCCGUUUUCUACUGAAUGUUGUAUAAGCUGGAUGGACAAGCAAUAUAUUUAAGCAAAUAUUAUGUUGCUUUAGAGGUGAAAGCAAAAAUGAUAGCACUUAUGUACAUGUUAUAAGCCCUUUUCAGGCUUUUGUGCCUUAAACUCUUUGAGAAAUAGGAAGAGAUGAACUACCUGUAAUAAAUGUCUGUCCAAGAAGUAGUUUGGUAACUGAGAUUGCUCAUGCACAGCAUUAAGUUGCCUCCCUCCCCAUAUUGAUGCAGAUUUGCCACAGAAUUUAAAUACUUUCAUAAAGCCUACUUCUGCUACACCUUCGUUUGUUUGUGAUGUGUUUGUUGGUCUGUGGUCAUUCUUAUCAACUGCAAUGGUGGACAUAACUGAAUAUGAGGGUAAUGGUGACGUGCACUGGAUUUAGCAUAUUUCUGGUGUGCUGAGAGGACUCUGCAUUCUCAUCAGCUGGGAACUUUCAUCCCCUGCUGUGCUUCUGACAGCGCAGUGGACUGUAAACAGUGAUCUGACCUUCAUUUGCUGUGUAUUUAAGGAAAUGAAUGCUCCUGGUGUGUGCUGUAGCAUCUCAAGGGCAACGCAGAGGUGGAAGAGAGCUUCUUCCCUUUGAUGAACUGCUCAGCAGUGCUGAAUGCUAAAAAGUGGUAUCGCUCUACUUGAGAAGCUCUUGUUCAGUAGAGUGGCAUUUCAGAGGUGAUGUAAAGGCUUUUAUGUUCUGCUGUUACACGGAUUCUCCAUCACUGCUGAUGUGCUGGAGGAGUUCUACUCUGUACACCCUUCAUUCUCUCUUUUUGGCCUGCCCUCCCUACCCCCCGCAUUUCAGCUUUUAUAAUGCAGCCCUCCUGGUUGAAGACACACUUUAUCAACAGAAAUCUGUGCUGCUGUUGAAGGGCUGCCCAGCACUGCUGUCCUGUUCGGUGUUCCCUAACGCACAGAUAAACCAUACCCACAGAAGCUCUGUUACACACUGCUGACUGACACAGCCCAGUGCUUGCAGGAGCUCCUGGCUACUAUUGCAGCACCUGCAGCAGGGAGGGCACUUUUAUGUGGAACUACAAAGCAGCCUCAUUUGUGGUGUCACCUGCAUUCGUGGUGUUUGGUUUGGAAUCCGGGUUAAAGAGAGUGUGGGAUUUGUUUCUUGUGGCUGGCUAAAGGAAAAGCCCUAAUUAACUUCCAUUUGGUGUAACAUGAGAUGAAAAACAACCACAGCAGCUCCGUGCUGCAGGAUGAAUCCUGCCUUUAUCUUUGUGUGCUGAAGGCAAGAAACCCAAGGCAGGAGGUAUCACAGCUCAGCGGGAUAAUGCAAUGCUCGAACGCUGCAUCAAAACCUGUGGCUUAGCUUCCAGCAUUCUGCCUUUCAGCAGCAACGUUUGCCCGCAGCUACCAAAGGGACCUCAGCGUUCUGAUGUUCGACUGAAACGCAGUAACCCAAUCUGGGCUGUUCUUCAGGAGAUGCUGGAUGGCAAACUGAGCUGCAGAGGCCGAAACCACGCAGUGCCAAGGGGUGCUCCAGGCUGCAGGGCUCUUCUCAGUGCCACGGGAGGAGUGCAGCUGUUUUGUCACAACGGACUCCCACCAUAAGCACUUCAAGGAUGCCACGAUUUGGAACCCAUUGUACUUCCACAGAGUGUACAUAUUCGUCAAUUACACGCGAGAUAAUUAACACAGACACGCCUAUCUCAGGCAGUGACUUAUGAGGUCUGCAGUCUUCUGCUCCAUGGUCUCUUCUCCCGCCUAGUGACCUUUUAGCAUCAUGACAGUCCAACCAACGGCCUCUUACUUCAUCCAGUGCUCCUCCUCACUCCCCCCUAGAUGAACUUCCUUCACGGAGACACGCUCAGGAGGAGAACGCCUAUUAUAGCUUAUGGGUACCAACCGCACGGAGCAGCCGCAGCGAGCGGGAGGAGUCCGAGCCCGAACUACAGCUCCCAGAAUGCACCGCGGGAACACCCGUCCUCAGCAGCCAAUCAGCGUGCGCGCUGCCGCCCUAUAAAGGCCCACGGCGGGCCGUCCUCUGUCUCUCUUUGCGAUGGCGGCGCUGGUGGCCGCGCUGCGGGACAAUCCGCCGCCAUCCGCCCUCCGCCGGGGCCCUCCCGCCUCGUUGGUGCCCGGGGGCUCGGCGGGAUGACGCGGCUCCCUCCGUGGUGUGGGACCUGAGCCGCCGUGGGAGCGCUGUGGAGAUGCUGAGAUGUGGGGAGAUGCUGAGAUGUGGGGAGAUGCUGAGAUGCUGCUCGCGGUGCUGGGCAGGGUUUCUCGCUGUUCGGAGCUCACUGCCUGCCUGCUGAUAGACCCAAGGAACUGCACGCUUAGUGGGAGAGGCUGAGAGCUUCUGAGACCCCGUGGAGGGUUUUGGUUUGCUUUGCUUAAGGCUGAAAUUGUGGAGAAACUGAAGUGGAGUGUGUCAGUGUCCCCUGUUUAAAUGGAAUACAGACCUGAGUGUCUUCAAUCCUAAAGAAGCAGUGGUCUGCACAACCACAUGGUGGCUGCUCUGUGAGUUGGGAGCUCCCCCAGGUGGGAGAGCUGCAGUGGUGCAGCAGUCACUGAGUGCUGUUGGCCAGGGGAGCCUCUGAGGGACACUGCCAGAGCUCCCAUUCAGGUGCUCAGUGAGGAAGAAUGUUCCCUGCUACAGAGUUCUGCCAAAAGAAGAGCUUUCAGGAAUGUCUGGGUAGGAAAUAUUUGGAGUCCAGUACCCAGGUCUGGGGCCUCCAGCACAGAGAGAUGUGCAGCAGAGCCAGAGUGAGUUGGAGAGGCAGCUGAACACGGGGCUGGGUGGUGGCUGCCCUCACUGCAUCAGUGUGUCAGCACACAGUGCUGAGGUUUGGGCACAGCAGAUAUGCCAAUGAGUCCUACAGCUCAUUCUCACCUCUUCAUCUGUUUGGAUGUGUAGCUCCAGGUACACAGUUUCUUAAAGUUUUACUGUUAAGACUUUUCCAUUACAGUAUGUAAGUAAUUUUAUUAUAAAAUAAUGGUAAAAUAUAUUUUACAAAAUGCAA